This is a messenger RNA of Sorghum bicolor (sorghum), 1116 nucleotides long. Its product is annotated as F-box only protein 7. The coding region runs from base 1 to 1116 and encodes 371 amino acids. Lineage: Eukaryota; Viridiplantae; Streptophyta; Magnoliopsida; Poales; Poaceae. Gene Ontology annotation, molecular function: protein binding. The transcript has a single exon. The record is from RefSeq and is a predicted model, not a curated record.
AUGGAAGCAGCAACGGACAGCAGACGAUCGGCCGGCUCCGGUGUUGUCGCCGACACCGUCGCUGGCCGAGAUUGGUCUCGCUUGCCGGAGGAUCUGCUGGUAAGCGUUCUUGGAGCGCUGCACGUCGCCGACGCCAUCCGCUCGGGCGCCGUCUGCGCAUCCUGGCACGCAGCGUACGUCGCGUUCCGGCGGCUGCGCCUCCCAUCGCCGAGGCAGCCGCCCUGUCUGCUCUACGCUUCCGACGCCGUCGCCCCCGGCGCCGCCGUUCUCCACUGCCCGUCCACCGGCGUCACGCUGCAGAUCCCCUUCCCUCGUGCCCCACUCGCCCGCCGGCCUCUGCUGGGCUCCGGCCACGGCUGGCUGGUCACCGCCGACGAGGCCUCCGACCUGCACCUCCUCAACCCCGUCACCGGCGACCAGGUCGCGCUGCCGCCCAUCGCUGCGCUCCACCACGUCGAGCGCGGCACGGACGAGCAGGGCGACCCGGCAUACCUCGUCUACGAGAAUCUAUGCGGCGAGUACAAUCCUUCGAAGCGUCGAUGUGAGAUCGACACGAAGCCGACCAUGCUGGAGUUGGACCAGGCGCACUACUACAUGUACCACCGGGUGGCGAUCUCGGCCAGCCCGUCCGCCGGACGCGCCUGCGUCGUGCUGCUACUGCACAUGCCGCACGGCGAGAUCUCGUUCGCCAGGAUCGGCGACGAGCGUUGGACAUGGGUGGCGCCGGAGAACACCGCCGGCCUCCCAUGGAGGUUCUUCUACGUCGACAUCAUGUACAGUGACGCCGAUGGCUUGUUCUACGUGCUUGGAUCUGAUGCCGCCAUCUACAGCUUGGACCUUGAUGGUCCAACUCCGGUGGCCGCCAAGGUCCUCGCCGGCGUGCCCAAAUCGGCCAACUACACCAAGUACCUCGUGCAGACACCCCGAGGUGACAUCUUACAAGUCUGGAGGCGGAGGACCUAUGUCGAGUUGCUAACGCCGGUGGAGCUUCCGCCGGACUACGUGGACGAAGAUGACAUCCAGGACCCGUUCUUGGAGCUGGUCACGACUGAUGUGCAGCUCUACAAGGUUGAACUCCCACUACUACAGUCAGGUACUGCAGGGGCGGCUAAAUAA